This is a messenger RNA of Portunus trituberculatus (swimming crab), 2703 nucleotides long. Its product is annotated as thioredoxin domain-containing protein 6-like. Lineage: Eukaryota; Metazoa; Arthropoda; Malacostraca; Decapoda; Portunidae. The transcript is spliced from 14 exons. Bases 216 to 1736 code for a protein of 506 amino acids. The record is from RefSeq and is a predicted model, not a curated record.
UACAAACCAAACAAGUCAAUAUUUCUUUUUCUUAAAGUGGUGCAUUUUGAAGUAGAUAUCUCUGUACAGGCACAACGAGCUCAUACAUCCCAUAGUUCUAUUGUUCCCAGUAGCGCUCCUCUCUGUAGACAUAAUGAAAGCCUUCCCCAAACUUUCAGAGCAGCAGAGACGCGUGUUCGAACCGCCAGUGAUCGCUGUGUCAGAAGGAUCAGCAGAUGGCGGCGCGAAAGAAGGCGGAGGCGCAGCAGCUGUUGAUUGAGCUGGACAGUGACAGGGACUGGGCCAAUGCCUGCAAGCGGCCGGGACUGCUGGUGGUGGACGUGUACAGCGAGUGGUGCGGCCCCUGCUCCAGCAUGACGGGACAUCUCAGGAGGAUCAAGCUAGAGCUGGGAGACGAAUUCCUGACGCUGGCCACGGCAAACGCGGAUCGCAUUGAACUCCUGGAAAAGUUUAGAGGAAAAGCAGAACCAACGUGGCUGAUCCUAGGGGCAGGCAAAGCUAUGGAUGUGAUUCACGGGGCGGACGGUCCUCGCCUCCUGAAUUCCAUAAGGAGACUGCUGAAGGUGGAAGUGGCUGCCAUCAAAGGGAACGCUGACAGACCCGUGGUGCUGCUAGACUCCCUGGUGAAGCCUGAGGAGGUGAUCGAACCUGACGAGGAUCUGGACGACGUAGAGGGAGAGCUGCACAACUUGGACGACAGCGAGGCGGCGUCUGAGCUAUCUGAGGCGGAACUACAGACUGGUGUUCUAUUCAUCUUGCCUCACAUCAUCUCGCACGACCAGGCUGAGACCUUCCUCUCCAACGUGGUGGCUGCAGGUUUUGAAAUCGUGGGUCACAUCCAAGAGGAACUAACACAAGAGGAUCUUCACGCUCUUCUCUUCCCGAAGGAGGAAGAGGUGAAGGAGGAGGAGGAGGAGGAAGAGGAUGAAAAGAAGGAAGAGGAGGGCGAAGAGGACGGGGAGGAGAAGGAAGGCACGGAGGAGUUACUGAAGGAGAGGAGAGAGAGAGAGAGAGAGAGAGAGAGAGCCCAGCAACAGACGGGAGAAGAAGGGGAAGGAGCGGCAGAAGAAGCAGAAGGAGAGGAAGGAGAUACGGAGGAGGAUCUUCUACAUUGGGAGGAAGAAUUGGGGCACGGGCCUCUCUACGUGCUACUGCUGAAGGUGGAGGAAGGCAGCGUGGUGACGGCGUGGCAUCAAGUGCUGGGACCGCCCGACCUGGACAAGGCGAGGGUGGAGGAGCCUGAAUCGCUGGUGGCGCAGUUCGGAGAGGAGGGCCACGUGGUGCCCGCCUGGCUACCUAAGGGGCGGCAGCUGCAGGAGCGUCUGUCCGCCAGGUUCUUCCCGCCGCCUCCAGAUUCCUCCGUGCCGCGCCUCCUGUUGCUGCCAGACACGGAUCACCACGAGGUGCUAGAGAAGAUGGGUGUGGCUGGAGUGCGGGUUUUGGCCCAUACCCAGGCUACUCUUUCCCAGGAAGGUCUACAGAGUGUGCCGAGUCUGGCCGCCUCACAGACACUCAUGGCCGCGGCAGGGUCUGUGGUGUUGGCCGUGGCAGUGUCUGGCGAAGGGAUGGAGGAGUGUGCCGCUGAGUACUCGCCUCUGCACCUUACCACGGACAGCAACAGCGCCAAGGGGGAGGUGGAGCUGUUCUUCCCGGACCUCCUCACGCCGCAGGAGCAGGAGGAGGAGCCGCAGACACAGAUGCAGAUUGAACAGAGCAAGGAAGGAGAUGCAGCUUGAGUGGCUCGAGUUUACUGCAUGAAAAGUGUGAAUAGAAACAACUCUGGUGAUUGAUGGGUUUGAAUGCCAUCUAAGGUUGUGAUUGGUGCGUCUUGAUUAAAAGAUAGUUGGUGAUUGGUGAGUUUGAGUUUAUUAUUAGUGGGUUUAUUUGAUUGUUUUAAUGGGAGAAUUUGAAUCUAUAAACGAACGGUGAUUUGUGCGUUGAAAUUGACGUUGAAAUUAGAACGUUCGAAAAAAAAAGGACAAAUGAAUAAGUAAAAUAUGAGUGAAAUACAUAGGCAGAUAAACUGAUGAAUAAAUGAAUGAACUGAUGAAUGAAAUAAGUUUUUCCACAUUAAAUCAAUAAAUUAAAAUGAUGUAGUAAUAUUAUGUUAAUCUGUAAUUCCAUAUACGUAUCUUUUAUCAAUAUCAUUUAUUAGAAUACGAGUUUUAUCUGUAGUUCAUAUGAGCGAGAGAUGAUGAAGCCACAAAAAUGAAUGUAAUAGUAAUGAAAUUUUAAGAAAUAUAUUUUUUUAUUUAUCCACUUUUUAUGGUCUUUAUUUCUAUUGCUUCUCUUUUUUUCUGUCUACAUUUAUCAUUUAUUUGUUCAUCUUUAGGCUUUCAUAUACUCGUAACAAACUUAAUUUCACUACAUCGUUCACUUGAUCUGCUCUAAUAACGUGUAAAGACUGCAGGGAAAGGAGGAACAGGAGGGACACAGCGAGGACAGUUAGGAUGUCUGCCAGCUUGUCUUCUACAUUCAACAAUCCGAGUCUCAUCAGCAAUCGUCUUAAAAGUUUUCUUCCUGAGCCGCCUAUCGAAUUUUGAAGGACAACAUUUGAAAGUCUCACAUCUCAUAAACGGACUCUUUGCAGAUACAGAUUUUUCUCCAAUCUUUUUCUUCCAUCUUGCUUGUUCGGUCACAUUCGGUUACGGAAUUAUUUAUAAAGAAGCAUAUGUGCAUAAAUCAACCUAACGAAACCUACCU